AUGGGUGAUUCUAUAGCAGAGUCUGUUGGUCAAGCCACAGACAUGGGUUGCAAAGAUGCUCAGAUGGAGCUUGCCGAGAGAGUAGCUGCCAUCACUGUAACAGCUAGUCCCAAUGGAAUUAAACCAAAUAGUCAGGAAGCAAUAGAAGAAACUGUUGUUCUGUUAUCUAAUUGCACAGCUGAAAACAACCAAAGGAAUGGGGUCAGUGUUGAUUCAGGAACCUCUGAAGAACUGGAUGACACCAAUGAGCUACAUGAGCCAAAGAAGGUCCCCAAAAGGCCCAUUUUGACUGGCAGGAAGUAUUCCCUUCAAGAAAAGAGUACUGGGAAUUACUUGAGUUCCUCUGAUCUUCCAGACUUUGGUCCAUAUGCCACGGGACCCUCCACACAUAUUUCACCACGAACAGGGAGGAGGCCAACAAUAGAGUCCCACCGAGUCUCUAUCUCGGAUGCUGCGGAUUGUGUGCAGCUGAAUCAAUACAAACUGAAAAGUGAAAUAGGAAAGGGUUCUUAUGGAGUUGUGAAGCUGGCAUACAAUGAAAAUGAUGAUCAAUAUUAU
Protobothrops mucrosquamatus (brown spotted pit viper) is the source of this 558-nucleotide messenger RNA. Its product is annotated as calcium/calmodulin-dependent protein kinase kinase 1-like. The annotation marks the transcript as partial. Lineage: Eukaryota; Metazoa; Chordata; Lepidosauria; Squamata; Viperidae. The transcript is spliced from 3 exons. The record is from RefSeq and is a predicted model, not a curated record.